Molecule: messenger RNA, 1901 nt
Organism: Sinocyclocheilus rhinocerous
Lineage: Eukaryota; Metazoa; Chordata; Actinopteri; Cypriniformes; Cyprinidae
Product: protein Red-like
Exons: 18
Coding region: 88-1488 (466 amino acids)
Source: RefSeq, a predicted model, not a curated record
UGACGAUAAGCGGAAGUGUGACGUCAGCAGACGUGCUGUCAACAUUAGAGUUCGUCGAGUCGUGUUUUAGACAGAGCCCGACUCAUCAUGCCAGAACGCGAAUCUGAUGUUUACUCCAAUCCUCUGGCUCCGGAUGGCCAUGAGGUGGAGGAUCACCGCUCAGCGCUUCAAUCCAAGCUGACCAAUGAUGACUUCAGGAAGCUUCUGAUGACCCCGAGAUCUGCGCCGUCCUCCGCUCCACCCUCCAAAACACGCCACCAUGAGAUGCCACGGGAAUAUAAUGAGGAUGAGGAUCCUGCGGCUCGCAGGCGGAAGAAAAAAAGUUACUACGCUAAACUGCGGCAGCAGGAGAUGGAGCGAGAGCGCGAGCUGGCGGAGAAAUACCGUGACCGUGCUCGAGAAAGACGUGACGGUGUUAAUAAAGACUACGAGGAGACGGAGCUCAUCAGCACCACGGCCAACUAUCGAGCCGUGGGACCCACUGCGGAGGCGGACAAAUCGGCAGCAGAGAAAAGGCGUCAGCUGAUCCAGGAGUCUAAGUUCUUGGGUGGUGAUAUGGAGCACACUCACUUGGUGAAGGGUUUGGAUUUCGCCCUGCUGCAGAAGGUCAGAGCUGAAAUCACUAAUAAGGAGCGAGAAGAAGAGGACACGAUUGAGAAAGUGCAGAAGGAAGUCAAGAAAGAUGAAGAUCCAGAGCAGAAGAUUGAGUUCAAGACUCGUCUGGGACGCAACAUCUAUCGUAUCCUGUUCAAGGGUCGUCAGAUGGAGCGUAACGAGCUUUUCCUGCCGGGCCGCAUGGCGUAUGUGGUGGACCUGGAAGACGAGUAUGCAGACACAGACAUACCAACCACUCUCAUCCGCAGCAAAGCCGACUGCCCCACCAUGGAGGGUAAUAUAACACCAGAGAGGGAGAGAGAGAGAGAGCGAGAUCGUGACGAGGAGAAAAGACGACACAGUUACUUUGAGAAACCCCGAGCUGAUGAUGACGAGGCCGUGGACAUUGAUAAAGGUCCAGGCUCUGUGAAGGACCAGAUCAAGCUGAUCAAUGAGAAGUUUGCAGGAGCCGCUCACUUGCAGGGCCAGGAAGCUGGAAGCAGACGUGAAGAGAAGAAGCAUCUUGGAGAUUUCUUUGGGAUGUCAAACAGUUACGCCGAGUGCUACCCUGCCACAAUGGAUGAUCUGGCUGUGGACAGUGAUGAGGAGGUGGACUACAGCAAGAUGGACCAGGGUAAUAAGAAGGGUCCUUUGGGCCGCUGGGACUUUGACACGCAAGAAGAGUACAGCGACUACAUGAACAAGAAGGAGGCGCUUCCCAAGGCUGCCUUCCAGUACGGCAUCAAAAUGUCUGAGGGCCGAAAGACUCGCCGCUUUAAAGAAACCAACGAGAAGGCUGAGCUAGACCGACAGUGGAAGAAAAUCAGCGCUAUCAUUGAGAAGAGAAAGAAGAUGGAGGCAGAUGGGGUGAAUGUAAAACGGCCCAAAUAUUAAAGCUUCAAGAAUCCUUCCAGGUGCAUGUGUAUGAUGCACAUGUAUAAACCGUAAAUGAGUUGUGUUGUUUUUCUCAUUCUUCAUGAAUACAGUGGUAGAGAAAGGAUGUUAAAAGAUGCUCUAUUUUUUCGCGAGUUGUUUGGCAGAGUGUUUCAGAAUUAGAUGCAAUUGUGACACCAGAGCUUCUAGAAACUACAUGAUCCUUUAUCGUGACUUUUUAGUGUUGCCAAUUAUAUUGCAAACAUUGAUGGGGACAAAGCUCCCUGCAUAUCUAAGGCUUUGUCCUGGAAGUAAACGCAUCCUGUGACAUGAUCAAAUGCACAACUCCUGUUUGAACGCAUUUAUUCAUUAAUACAAAUGCAUGUAAUUGUCAUGUAAUUCUGUGUAACAAUAAAGCAUAACACACUCUGGAA